Molecule: messenger RNA, 630 nt
Organism: Syzygium oleosum
Lineage: Eukaryota; Viridiplantae; Streptophyta; Magnoliopsida; Myrtales; Myrtaceae
Exons: 1
Coding region: 1-630 (209 amino acids)
Source: RefSeq, a predicted model, not a curated record
AUGGAAGAAAGAAGAGCACGAGUUUGGACCCGCUUACAAGUAAGAUUGGCAGAGGAAGAAACCCGUAAUCGUUUGGCGGAAGUUGAAAACCAGAUGAAUCAGAUGGCUGCCAUGAUGGCAGAAAUGAAAGCUUUAAUAAUUACUGCAAGGGGUUCAUAUCCUACGAUCCCCAAUAUCGGUGCCCCAAAUGCUGGAGAAACAUCUCACGAGGAACAAAAUAGAAAUAAAGAGCCAAUUCAAGAAAACCCUCCAAAAGCCAAACCCGAAGUGGUAAAUUUAGAGGAGGAAGAUACAUCAAAGAAGACUUCUUAUAAACCCAAAGAUGAAGAGGGAGCCAAAAGAUUAGCUAAAAUUGAAGAGUGCCUCACAAGUCAAGGCUAUGAGCUAUGGAGAUUUGACAAGUUCUCACCAUAUGCUAAAGUGGUGGUUCUAGAGAACUACAAAGAGCUCGAAUUUGUGAGCAAGUAUGGUGGAAGCGGUUGCCCGAAGAGUCACCUAAAAUACUACCUCCGCAAGAUGGCAAGAUAUUCUGACAACACACCCCUUCUUAUCACUACAUUCCAAGAUAGUUUGAGAGGGUCGGCUUUAGCAUGGUACACUACCCUUGAUAUCAAGGACUUUACCAAAUGA